Messenger RNA from Periconia digitata, 1341 nucleotides. NCBI's taxonomy places the organism in Eukaryota, Fungi, Ascomycota, Dothideomycetes, Pleosporales, Periconiaceae. The record is from the annotation of a GenBank genome assembly.
CUUUUCGAAAUUGUUACGGCAAUUCGACAUCCAAAGACUAUUCGUUUGUCCGAUUACUACAGUAUUGGCGCAACGAUACAAGACACACAAAGCGACAUCAUCAUGGGUUCUACAACAAGAUCUUACGCAUCUCUCCCCUCGGAAGCCUCCCAAGAUUCAAUCAAACCUUUCGAAAUCCAUAUCCCAGACCAAAAACUCGAAGACUUCAAAACGCUCCUCCGUCUCUCACCACUCGCGCCUCCCUGCUACGAAAAUCAAGAAGCACAAGCAUCCCAAGGCCUAGGAGUAACUCACGCCUGGCUUACCAAUGCCAAAGAAACAUGGCUCAACAAAUUCUCCUGGCGCACCCAAGAAGCCCAUCUGAACUCUUUCCCGCAAUUCACCGCUUCCAUCAAGGACGAUGACGGUACACCCAUGACGGUCCACUUCGCUGCGCUUUUCUCAAAGAAAAAGGACGCAGUACCAAUCGUACGUCUCCACGGCUGGCCCUGCACUUUUGCAGAGUACCUCCCCGUGCUCUCGCUUCUGAAAGAAAAGUACGCGGAGUCCGAUCUACCGUAUCACUUCAUCCUGCCCUCGCUGCCAGGCUGGCCGCUCUCUUCAGCACCACCAUUGGAUCGAGACUGGAAAUACGCAGAUACCGCACGUAUCAUCCAUAAAUUGAUGCUAAAUCUCGGGUUCGGAGAUGGUGGGUACAUUUCGCACGGCGGGGACAUCGGCGCAGCUGUUGCCCGAACCCUCGCCGUCACAUACGAUGAGUGCAAAGCUGUGCAUUUGAGUUUCUGCCACAUGCCCCCGCCUGACGACGCGGAUGCGCUGGAAGCUUCUCUGAGCGAGACAGAAAAGAAAGGUGUGCAACGUGCGGAGGAAUUCAAGUGGACGGGAGACGCGUAUGGGAGGAUGCAUGGCACAAGGACAUCAACAAUCGGACACGUUUUAUCUAGUUCACCUCUUGCACUGUUGGCAUGGAUCGGAGAGAAAUAUCUAGAAUGGGCGGAUCCUAAACAUGCGAUUGAUCUGGACGAAAUACUCACCGAAGUAUCGCUGUAUUGGUUCACCGAGGCAGCGGGGACGUCGCUGUACACAUAUCGAGAAGACUACAAAUGGGGUGUCCACCAAAAAGGCUAUCUACACAAUGCCCCUUGGCUACACAUCUCUAAGCCCUUCGGAUACUCGUAUUUCCCUGAGGAACUUGCAGCUAUUCCUAAGGCGUGGGCGCAGAAAACGGGAAAUAUGGUGUGGUUCAAAGCGCAUGAUGAGGGAGGGCAUUAUCCGGCUUUGGAGACGCCUGGGUUGCUGGUGCAGGAUGUAGAGGAGUUUGUGAGUAGUGUAUGGAAGUGA